Messenger RNA from Penicillium canescens, 579 nucleotides. RefSeq lists its product as uncharacterized. The transcript has a single exon. Bases 1 to 579 code for a protein of 192 amino acids. The record is from RefSeq and is a predicted model, not a curated record. Lineage: Eukaryota; Fungi; Ascomycota; Eurotiomycetes; Eurotiales; Aspergillaceae.
AUGACCCAAACCCUCCAAGACCACAUAACCUCCCUCCACACUCUAAGCCUCGCUGAUACAAUAAAAGCAAUAACAACCGUAACCCCAGGCCUCAAAACAAGCAUCCAACCCAAAUACGGCUACUUCGUCACACACAGCGACUACGACGGCAUCGCCGACCUAGAAGACCUAGGCCGACUAUGGCUGAAAGCCGGGCGGGACUGCUUCGACGAACACGCAGCCCUAGAAUUACGACUACUCCACUAUCAACAGACAGAUAUCUUCGACAAGCUCUACGUUGAUCUCGACAAAAGGCUCGAAGCCGGAUUGAAAGAUGGGUCUAUUGCGCCGCCAGUGAGAGAUCCUGAUGCGGGAUGUUCGUGUUGUGCGGGUGUGCCGAGUUCGGUUAUACUUUGUGGGUUUGCGGAGGGGGAGGCUUUCCAUUUUACGCCUGAGGAGUAUGAAGGUUUUUGGGUGGAGCAGGAGAAUUCUGGAUCGAGGUAUAGAGAUGGGGUUUGUAUGUCUGUUAUGGCGAGUCUGAAGCAGGUUGAGGAGGCUUUGGCAAGGACUUCUGGUGUUGAGGUUGUGAGUAUGCUUUAA